CGGCGUAAGACCUCUUCCGGUCCUGACCUGACGACUUCCGUCAGUCACCAGCACUUGCUUACUUAGCUACCAGGAAAAUGGUUGGGCAAGCGGGCCGGUGGCCCGGGAAGGGCGCGGAGGAGAUGGCUGAGGCCGUGUCAUCCCCCGCCCUGUACCGGUGUAUCGAGUGCAACCAGGAGGCCAGCGAGCUAUACCGAGACUACAACCACGGCGUGCUGAAGCUCACCGUCUGCAAAUCCUGCCAGAAACUUGUAGAUAAAUAUAUCGAGUAUGAUCCUGUUAUCAUCUUGAUUAAUGCUAUUUUAUGCAAAGCCCAGGUCUACAGGCAUAUUCUUUUCAAUACUAAAAUAAACAUCCAUGGAAAACUCUGCAUGUUUUGUUUGCUUUGUGAAGCAUACCUGAGGUGGUGGCAGCUUCAAGACUCAAACCAGAACACCGCCCCAGAUGACUUGAUUAGAUAUGCCAAGGAGUGGGAUUUUUACAGAAUGUUUGCAAUUGCUUCUCUAGAACAAAGUGCCUUUUUUAUUGGCAUUUUUACUUUUCUGUGGGUAAAACGACUCAUGACAGCAAAAACAAAGCCCAAGUUCAUUUUGCUGCUGAAGGCGUUACUGUUAUCAAGCUAUGGGAAGCUCCUGCUGAUCCCAGCUGUCAUCUGGGAGCAUGACUACACACCUCUGUGCCUCAGGCUCAUCAAAGUGUUUGUCCUGACGUCAAAUUUCCAAGCAAUCAGAGUGACUCUGAACAUCAACCGCAUACUGUCCUUGUUGGCCAUCCUGAGUGGCUUAGUGCUGGAAAGCAGCACGGUCUACUUCUUCCAGAAGAUGGAGUGGGACGUUGGCAGCGACUGUGCCUUCUAUAGGGAUCAGGACUUCUGAAGGGCCAGCUGGGGGGCAUUCCCACUUGACCAUCAGCAGAAGGUGCCUUUCUGAAGACGACCUCCCCCCUUGUCAUACAGUCUUAUUCUCCACUGUUAGGCGUGACCAUCAGCAUCUGAAAGAGAAGAUGUGUCAUAGAAACGAAGUGCUUUUUCUGGUAAGGAAAGUGAAACAAAGACUUGGGAAGGCUUCCUGGAAAAGAAGGCUUUGGCGUGCAAUGAAAAUCCAGUUCCUCCCCCCAACCCUGGAAACAGCCAAAGCAUUCACACACGCAGCGUGACCAUGGACAUUGAUGUCUGCACACAGUUGUACAUUGAGUUGUACAUUGUAAACAGCCCCAGGGUAGGACUUGUGUUUCACAUGUAAUGAAAGAUCUAAAUUUUGUUCCUUUGGCAAGUUUAUAUCCUUAAAUGUGUAGUUCCUCUUUGGCUACAGAUUGAAUUUUGUGUUCUCACGACAAAAAAAAUACUUUGAAAGUUUUUCAAAAUAAAGUUUUUGUAAAUUUUCAGUUCAGUAACUAAGAUAUUCUUUCAAAUUAGCUGAUCUAAAAACAAAACCCACUGAAUUGUUAACACUGUAUGGAGUGAAUUACAUUUCAAUAAAAUAUUUAUUAAAAAAUAGAUACAAUAGCACCUUC
Chinchilla lanigera (long-tailed chinchilla) is the source of this 1512-nucleotide messenger RNA. RefSeq names its product ARV1 homolog, fatty acid homeostatsis modulator (gene Arv1). Gene Ontology annotation, biological process: sterol metabolic process; intracellular sterol transport; regulation of plasma membrane sterol distribution. The coding region runs from base 78 to 875 and encodes 265 amino acids. NCBI's taxonomy places the organism in Eukaryota, Metazoa, Chordata, Mammalia, Rodentia, Chinchillidae. The record is from RefSeq and is a predicted model, not a curated record. Gene Ontology annotation, cellular component: Golgi apparatus; cortical endoplasmic reticulum. The transcript is spliced from 6 exons.